Molecule: messenger RNA, 1935 nt
Organism: Vitis riparia (riverbank grape)
Lineage: Eukaryota; Viridiplantae; Streptophyta; Magnoliopsida; Vitales; Vitaceae
Product: protein phosphatase 2C 70
Exons: 13
Coding region: 118-1872 (584 amino acids)
Biological process (GO): protein dephosphorylation
Molecular function (GO): protein serine/threonine phosphatase activity; protein binding; cation binding
Source: RefSeq, a predicted model, not a curated record
GAAGUGUUUGGGUGGUGCUAAAAGGAGCAAAGUCCAAACAAUAUAUGCGACCAUUUCAAAGCGCCCUUCUCGCUAUUCCCCAUACUCACCCUUCUCUCUCUCGCGGAACCCACCGGGAUGGCGAUGGUCCUUGAGGGCAUUAUCGGUCUCGCUCUCCUUAUGCUGCUCUUCAUCGCCCUCGUCCUCCUCUUCGUCUGUAAGCCAUGGCGCUUCUUCUUCUCUCCUAAUCGCACUCGCACCAUCAAGGUUGGUGAUCUAGAGAGACCUCUUGUUCCAGAGGACUUGGAUCUGGUUCCAAACCAAAGCAAUGAAUUGGGGAGAAGUUAUGAUCUAGGGGGAUCGUGUGUUCAAUCAGAAGGGUAUUUGAACUCGCCACGAACACAUGGGCUUGUGCAUAAACCGAGGAUUCCCCCUGCACCUCCACAUUUGGUCCAAGAUGGUAGCUUGAUCCUAGAUCUAAUUUCUGAUGCUUCAGAAGAUGUUUUGGUUGGUCAGACGCUCAAGCGUCCAUUUAUGUUAAACCACUCAAUUGAAGAGCAAAGCCAUAUUGGAAAGGAAGAGCUAAGUUAUGACUUGAAAUUUGAUUCAGAGAAUGAUAGAUUUCAAGCGUUUGUUAGGCAAGAUAUUGUUGAUCAAAGAAGCAGCCUCACUUUGGAGGUUAUCUCUGGUCCUUCUCGAGGGGAUCAGUGUUCUAUAUCAUCAACAAAUACUUCUAGACUUCCACUGACCCUUGGAAGGGUUUCUCCAAGUGAUUUAUUGGUGAAAGAUUCAGAGGUCUCAGGGAAGCAUGCUCUGAUAAACUGGAAUUUAAAUAAAUUGAAGUGGGAACUGGUGGACAUGGGUAGCCUUAAUGGAACACUCUUGAAUUCCCAAUCUGUCAACCAUCCUGAUUCUGGAAUGAGGCAUUGGGGUGAUCCAGUUGAGCUUGCAAGUGGAGACAUAAUAACUCUUGGGACAACCUCAAAAAUACGUGUUCAAAUUGCAUCUGAAACCAAAUGUCAGGUCCCUUUUGGACUUGGUAUAGCAUCAGAUCCCAUGGCUUUGCGUCGCGGAGGAAAGAAGCUUCCUAUGGAAGAUGUGUGCUAUUACCAUUGGCCACUUCCUGGGACUGAUCAGUUUGGACUGUUUGGCAUCUGUGAUGGACAUGGUGGAGCAGCAGCUGCAAAAUCUGCCAGCAAAAUUCUGCCCGAGAUGGUUGCUUCGAUAUUGUCAGAUUCAUUGAAGAGGGAGAAGGUUUUAUCACGACAGGAUGCUUCAGAAGUCCUUAGGGAUGCAGUUUCAAGGACAGAAGCAUUUAUGAAUCACCAUUAUGAGGGUUGUACUGCUACGGUGCUUUUGGUUUGGGCUGAUGGUCAUGAAAAUUUCUAUGCGCAAUGUGCAAACGUUGGAGAUUCAGCUUGUGUUAUGAAUGUUGAUGGGAAGCAGAUUAAGAUGACGGAAGACCAUAGAGUAACUAGUUAUUCUGAAAGACAACGCAUAAAAGAAAUAGGAGAACCGUUAAAAGAUGGGGAAACACGCCUAUGUGGUCUAAACCUUGCUCGGAUGCUUGGAGACAAAUAUAUGAAAGAGCAAGAUUCCCGCUUCAGUUCAGAGCCUUACAUAAGUCAGGUUGUGCAUAUAAAUCAAGGAAGCAGGGCCUUUGCACUACUGGCAAGUGAUGGCUUUUGGGAUGUUAUUAGCCCCAAGAAGGCAAUGCAGCUAGUGUUUCAGAUGAAGGAGAGAUGCUCUCCGGAUAGGGAGAACUCGGCGGAGAAGGUUGCAAAUUUUCUGUUGAGUGAGGCUAGAACACUGCGAACAAAGGAUAACACCUCUAUAAUUUUCUUAGAUUUUGAUACUAACUCUAGAAAAUCUUCUUGUAAACUUGAUCCUUGAAAUGUACCAGAGGCGUGUAGUGUUACAGCAGUUAUUAAUUUAAUUAUAAUUUUUAUUUUAUUU